Leptosia nina is the source of this 2448-nucleotide messenger RNA. Lineage: Eukaryota; Metazoa; Arthropoda; Insecta; Lepidoptera; Pieridae. The record is from the annotation of a GenBank genome assembly.
AUGGAUGUAAAGGAAUUCUAUAAUGAAUUUCAAUUCCUUCAUAACACUCUCGUGGUAUUUCGUUUUAGUAACACGACCCAAACCGCAGCCAACGGCGCUACUGACCCUACAGUAAUGGUUACUGUCAUGUAUCAGUUGUGUGUACCGUUCGCGAGUCAUUUUUUUAUCAGGUGGCUGUAUAUAUCCUUACUACUUCACACUAGUGCUGGCUUCGGUUCCGAAGGUCUAUUUGGAUCUAAAUACCCAAACGAUAUCCCCGAAUACGACUUGCUGCACGCUAUCGGGGUUCCAUUUAGCAAUCCGAAGACCCAGUACUUCGACGAGGGCCUCGACGGUUUCCCGGCUUACGGGCUCAAACCGGGAUCCGAUAUCAAAUCUCCCUAUCGCCUUUUUAUGCCCGAGAAACUGUACGCCGAAUUCGCUAUAACUGCGACCGUCCGUCCGGCGAAUAAAGAUGGCGGGUUCCUCUUUUCCGUCGUAAACCCCCUGGAAACUGUAGUUCAAUUGGGAGUCCAAUUAAUCCCCUCUGGCCCGGGUCUGACGAAUAUAUCACUACUGUAUACGGAUGCGAAUAUUUACGCGUUGUCGCAGACGAUCGCGUCUUUCGUCGUGCCCUCUUUCGCGAAGAAGUGGACCCGGUUCGCGUUGAGGGUCACGAAUGAAAAUGUGACGCUGUUUCUUAAUUGCUUGGAGUUUGAUACUGUGGUGGUGAGAAGGAACCCCAUGGAACUGGUGUUUGAUUCUGCGUCGACGUUGUAUGUGGGCCAGGCUGGUCCACUCAUUAGAGGGGCUUUUCAUGGUGCUUUUCAAGAACUCAAGCUGUUCGGAUCGCCUUCUCAAGCUGAAGUACAGUGUGUUAAUACAUUUGAGGAAAUAGGAAAAGGGAGUGGAGGAGACGAGAUCUAUAUUGACAAUUCUUUGGUGGACCAAGAAGAGGGGGACGUGGAGGGGUCGGGGAGGUACGGAACCAUUCCGCCAUUUCCGCCUCCCCCGCCUGGACUAAACGGUUACGCACCAAUAUUAAGAGGUGAAAAAGGAGAGAGAGGAACAAGGGGUCCCCCAGGAGAAUCGAUACGUGGUCCACCAGGUCCUCCUGGGCCUCCUGGACUCCCUGGUAUACCGGGAACAGCGAUAAGCGACCCGUCAGGUUCUGGAGACGAUCAAAUCUUUGGUGAGAACUACGCAUCUCUGGGACAAUGCGGUUGCAACACCAGCACACUGUUAGCUCUUUUGGAGUUAGCUCCACAGCUACAAGGUCCUCCUGGACCUCCAGGUUUGGUUGGGGCUGAUGGAAGAACUGGACCGCCUGGUAUACCCGGCCAAAUUGGACCAACAGGUGAUCGUGGACCUAUGGGACCGCGAGGAGAAAAAGGAGACCGGGGUGACGAUGGUCCUCGCGGCCCAGAAGGCCUAACGGGACAAAAAGGGGAGCCAGGAGUAGAUGGGAGAGCUGGAAACCCUGGACCACCGGGACCACCUGGUUCCCCGGGUUCUGCAGAUUAUAGCAACUUUGAGGAAUCUCUCUUGGGUUCAUAUGGUGGUGGUGCUAUCGGUAGACCUGGAGCUCCAGGUCCUAAGGGGGAUACAGGACAACCUGGCCCUGUAGGUCUGCAAGGAGAGCGGGGUUUCCCCGGGUCGAAGGGUGAACGAGGCAUGCCAGGGCAAACUGGGACGAAGGGUGAUCGAGGUUAUUCCGGACCAAAAGGUGACAGAGGAAUGAAAGGUGAUCGUGGCGGUCCAGGUUUAGACGGUCGUCCAGGUCUUCCAGGAGCAAAUGGUCGUUUUGGAGAAAAAGGGGAAAAAGGAGAACGUGGUUCGCCCGGUCCCCCGGGACAACCAUCUUACCCCUUUGGAAGUUUUACAACUGAAGAUUCUGAAUUUAUUACUUCGGGUCGAGUUAUCCCUGGGACCCAAGGAGAAAAAGGAGAGAAGGGUGAAAAUGGUAAUCCCGGGCUCGAUGGCACUCCAGGUUUUCCUGGCAAAGAUGGAAAGCCCGGAGAACGCGGGGAUAUUGGCCCAUCUGGAAUGCCCGGGAUAUCAGGUCCUCCCGGUUCACCAGGAUUGAAAGGCGAAAGGGGCGAGAGGGGACCCCCUGGACCCGUAGCUCUAACCGCACCUGGGUCUGAUGUCAUAACUGUAAAGGGUGAAAAAGGAGAUUUAGGACCAAGGGGGAGAAGGGGUCGCAGUGGACCCCAAGGGCCUCGUGGUCUGCAAGGUACACCGGGUGUACCUGGCCCUCCGGGAAAGCCGGGGGAAAAAGGAGACAUUGGUCUCCCAGGAUGGAUGGGUCGUCCCGGUUCCUUUGGACCACCUGGUAAUCCGGGCCCAAUAGGACCAAAGGGCGAUAAAGGUGACCCCGGUGUAAACAUUUUGGAUGUCACAAUGAUUUUUGAAGUGUCUGAGGUGAACAUCGAAAAAACAUUCUCACUAAAAACCCAAAAAGUUUAG